UCCAUUAACGUGUUGGUGCAACUUGAAGGAUUUGAUGUGUGAGAGCUCUUGCUUGGCCACCAAGUCAUGAACGUUGAUGCCCCACGAUACAAACAACUUUUUGUAUCUCAAAGCCCCCUUUUCCCCUCACUCUCAGCGCAUGUCAUCGGUGACGUCGAUGAGAAUGGACUCUGGGUACCUAUAAAAAAAGGAUGAACCGCGACCAGUAGUAUCUAUCGCCAAGCGAGCGAGCCCAAAGCAUGGACAGCUGCUCUAUCUUUCUCGCCUUCCUCUUCAUCGCUGUCUCCUUAGCCAUCCUCCUCUUCCGCCUCCCGCCUUCUGAGCGCAACCGCAAGGGCAAAGCUCGACGUCGCCUCCCGCCUGGCCCAGCGGCGCUGCCCAUCAUCGGUAACAUCCACCAACUGGGCUUCAACCUUGCCCAUAUCGUGCCCUCCCUCCGUCGAAUUAGAGCUCGUUAUGGGCCGGUCUUCCGCCUCUAUCUUGGCAAACAAACAGUGGUUUUCAUUACUAGUCGUGACCUGGCCCAUCAGGCCCUGGUUCAGAUGGGCGCAUCCUUGGCAGGAAGGCCUCUUUCCCCUGCCUUUGCACGCAUCAUCAAUCUCAACCAGCACAACAUCAACUCUGCGGACUACGGCCCGUUGUGGCGCCUCUUUCGCCGCAACCUCAUGGCAGAGACGCUCAGCCCGGCCCGGACCAAGGCCUUCUCGGAGGGUCGGCGGUGGGUCAUGCAUGUCUUGAGAAACAGGCUACGAGACGAAGCCGAGCAAAGGGGCGGAGUAGUAACCCCCAUCGACGCCUUCCAUCAUGCCAUGUUCUGCUUACUCCUCUUCAUGUGUUUUGGGGAGAAGCUGGACGAGGUCACCGUCCGAAAGGUAGAAAGGGCGCUGCGUGACCUGCUCGUCAACUUUUCCCGGUUCAACCUAUUGGGCAUCUUCCCUUGGCUUUCCAAGAUUUUCCUCCGAAGACGGUGGCAUCAUCUCGUGGAGCUCAAGCGCAACGAAGUGGAAACAUUGCUUCCCCUCAUUCGAGCCCGGUUGACCGUCGAGCAGAAGAACAGGUUCUGCUACGUGGAUUCACUCCUCACUCUACAACACCCGGAGGGGAGGCGACUCAGCGAAGGGGAGAUCGCCACACUUUGUGGAGAGUUCCUCGACGCCGGCACAGACACGACGUCGACAGCGCUACAGUGGGUGAUGGCCAACUUGGUGAGGAGCCCCGAGAUUCAAGCCAAGUUGUAUAGCGAGAUCGUGAGCGUCGUGGGGGAUCGUGAGGAGGUGGCAGAGGAGGAGGUAACGCAGAUGCCUUACCUUAAGGCGGUGAUUCUCGAGGCGUUGAGGAGGCAUCCACCAGCACAGUUGCUGCUGCCGCAUGCAGCUACUGAGGAGGAGGUCAGCGUUGCCGGCUAUCACAUACCAAAGAAUGCGACUGUGAACUUCGUGGUUGGGGAUAUGGCGUUGGACGAGGAGGUGUGGAAAGACCCCAUGGAGUUCCGGCCAGAGAGGUUCAUGCCAGGAGGGGAGGGCGAAGAUGUGGACAUCACCGGCACCAAGGGGGUAAAGAUGAUCCCCUUUGGCGCGGGCAGAAGGAUAUGCCCCGGGAUGGGCUUAGCGGUGCUGCACCUCCAGUAUUACGUAGCCAACUUAGUCCACGAAUUUGAAUGGUCCGUCGUACAGGGUGAAGAGAUAGACCUCACCGAGAAAGUCGAGUUUACCGUGGUGAUGAAGCACCCUCUCAGGGCACGCCUUGCACCUAGAAACCGAAACGUCGCUGCUGCAUAGAUAGAUAGAGCGAGAGGUCCAUUUCUCGAGUGGCUUGGGCUCUUAGGAAAUUCAUGUAUCAUGCAUAAGUUGUGAUAGGGACUGUGACGUGCCGGUUUGGCGUAUAAUCUUUAUAUAUCGGUCUGACUGGUUAUACA
This is a messenger RNA of Nymphaea colorata (pocket water lily), 1915 nucleotides long. RefSeq names its product cytochrome P450 89A2-like. The transcript has a single exon. The coding region runs from base 240 to 1778 and encodes 512 amino acids. Lineage: Eukaryota; Viridiplantae; Streptophyta; Magnoliopsida; Nymphaeales; Nymphaeaceae. Gene Ontology annotation, molecular function: heme binding; oxidoreductase activity, acting on paired donors, with incorporation or reduction of molecular oxygen, NAD(P)H as one donor, and incorporation of one atom of oxygen; iron ion binding. The record is from RefSeq and is a predicted model, not a curated record. Gene Ontology annotation, cellular component: membrane.